Molecule: messenger RNA, 2000 nt
Organism: Schistocerca nitens (vagrant locust)
Lineage: Eukaryota; Metazoa; Arthropoda; Insecta; Orthoptera; Acrididae
Product: nuclear RNA export factor 1-like
Exons: 14
Coding region: 1-1950 (649 amino acids)
Biological process (GO): poly(A)+ mRNA export from nucleus
Cellular component (GO): nucleus
Molecular function (GO): protein binding; RNA binding
Source: RefSeq, a predicted model, not a curated record
AUGGGGAAUAAAAGUGAGAGAACAAGAGCUAGGGCUUGGGCUCAGAAAAGAAGCCCUGUAUAUAAAUCAAACGUACAGAUUUCUAGCAAGGAUCUGCAACGCCCUGGCACUGACGUGUACAUACAACCACCGAGAGCGCAGUCAGAAUGCAAGGCAGAUUCAAAGAAGGAGAUCAGGAACUCUGGGAAGAAUAUUCAGAAGCUGGCAUCACAGACAGGUCGCACACCAAUCUCGCAUUCAUCAGUGCCAAGUCAAGAUUUGCCAGCUGCUGUGACUAGCACGUCUGGAGGAUCAGAUGCUCCAAAUGAAGUGUUUGAUCAUACAAAUGAAGUGACAGAGGUGGAGAGCACAAAUGAAAUGGUAGAGGUGGACAGUACAAAUGCUGCCCAGCUACUCGCUGCACGACCCCACAUUCUGUCAGAUACCACACCUGACAUCUGGCAUAAAGUUACUGUGAAACCAGCUGUGGUUGACAGAGUAGCUGUUCUCCAUGCUAUCAACAGGCGAAUUUCUCCACUGAGACUAAUUCCAUAUUUUUUUUCUAUGGAGGAUGGACAUAUAACAUUCCUAGUGAAUAACUGCAAUGCUCCCCUGACAACAUUGUUCAAACAGAAUCUUAAAGUACCGUUUCAUUCUAUUCAGAUUGAAAUGAAAGUCCAGCUUCGUGCCAAGAAACUGAGCCUCUCUGCAAUUCUGCAGAGAAUUAUUUAUAAGAGGCUCAGUUGUGAGAAAACGGUUUUAGACCUAUCAUACCUGAUUAGCAUUCCUGAAUUUCAGCAAGUGGUGUAUGACCCAUCAGAAACCUCCCAACUACAGCAGCAAUUGAUGAAAAUGGUACAGGGAAUGGCUCCAAACCUCAUCAGUCUCAGUCUUGCAGGAAAUGGACUUACAACACUGAGCCAUCUCGCCACCAUCUUUGGAGAUAAAACCAAGUGGCAUUCACUAAAAGUAUUGGAUGUGACCGACAACAAGAUUAAGACCAUCUGCGACCUGGCAAUCUUCAAUUCUGUACCUAUCACAGAAUUGUACUUGCACAAAAAUCCUGUUUGUGGGAAAUAUAAAGAAGAUCAUUCCUACAUAAGUGUCAUCAGAGUGAUCUUCCCCCAUCUUGCUAAAUUGGAUGAGACUUUCCUGCACCGCAUCCCAGGCUUGCCAAGGUGGCGGCCGAAUUACAUUCUCUGUAGCAGCCCCGGUGACUCAGCUGAGCUUGCUGACCAGUUCGUUGAGCACUUUUUUGUGCUGUAUGACUCUGCAGAUCGGACGUGGCUUCAUGGCCUGUACCAUGUUGAUGCAUACUUCUCUCUUUCCAGCAUGUACCUUCCCGGACAAAGCACGUCACUCAAUGCAAGGCUGAGCUCAUAUGUAGCAGAAUGUCGUAACCUAUUACACCCUACUAACAAACUGAGGUUAAAGGCUGCACUGUGCCACGGUUCAGAGAAGGUUCUCACAAAACUUGAGAAGCUGCCACAGACUCAACAUGACCCAUACUCCUUUACUGUGGAUCUCCUACAUCAUUCUGCCAUAAGUACUGUACUGACUGUUACGGGAGUUUUCAGAGAACGAAAUUCAAAACAGAACAUAUCACCUCGACAUUUUAUGCGCACCUUUGUCCUUGUCAGACUAGCAAAUAAUGAAUACCAGAUAGUUAAUGACAUCAUGUACAUUACAAAUGCGACAACAGCAGAGGCAGAGGAUGCCUUUAGAUACAUGAAGCCAGAAACAAAUUUAAAGAAAAUUAGGCCACUGAUGCGGUUGAGAGAGGGUGAUGAAAAUUCCAUGAUAGAAAUGUAUUCACACCUUACGAACAUGACAACUGAGUGGUCACACAAGUGCCUAGUUACUGCAGGCUGGGACCUAAGAAGAGCACUCCAAACGUUCAUUGAAAUGUAUGAAGCAGACAAAAUUCCAGCUGGUAGGUUUAUAAAGCCAAAAAAAUCUGCAAAAUUUUAAAAUGAGACAGUUUUUAACACUUUUCAAGUCCCCAAUCUGAAGCAGCUACU